CGUUGUCCAUGGAUUUUAUUGCUGGAGCCAUCGGAGGCGUCUGCGGUGUUGCUGUGGGCUACCCCCUGGACACGGUGAAGGUCAAGAUCCAGACGGAGCCCAAGUACACAGGCAUCUGGCACUGCGUCCGGGACACGUAUCUGCGAGAGCGGGUGAGGGGCUUCUACAGGGGCCUCUUGUUGCCCAUAAGCACAGUGUCCCUGGUCUCGUCACUGUCUUUCGGCACCUACCACAACUGCCUCACACGCAUCUGCCGGUUCCGGUAUGGCAGCGCCGACGCCAAGCCCGCCAGGACCGACAUCACGCUCUCGGGUUUCGCCUCUGGCCUCGUCCGUGUGUUCCUGACCUCGCCUACCGAGGUGGCCAAGGUCCGCCUGCAGACCCAGACCCAGACGCAGAUGCAGGCGCAGAUGCAGCAGAGGCGGAGGUCCUCGGCCUCAUGGCCCUCGGCGGUGCCCCCCAUGUGUCCCGCACCCCCUGCAAGUCAGGUGCCUGGGCCCAAGUACCGGGGGCCGCUGCACUGCCUGGCCACGGUGGCCCGUGAGGAGGGGCUGCGGGGCCUCUACAAGGGCAGCUCGGCCCUGCUCCUCCGGGAGGGCCACUCCUUCGCCACCUACUUCCUCUCCUACUCCAUCCUCAGCGAGUGGCUCACCCCUGCUGGCCACAGCCAGCCAGAUGUCCUGGGUGUGCUGCUGGCCGGUGGCUGCGCAGGGGUCCUGGCCUGGGCUGUGGCCACCCCCAUGGACGUGAUCAAGACUCGCCUGCAGGUGGACGGGCAGGGCCAGCAGCGCUACAGGGGCCUCCUGCAUUGCGUGGUGACCAGUGUGCGGGAGGAAGGGCCACGGGUCCUCUUUAAGGGGCUGACGCUCAACUGCUGCCGUGCCUUCCCCGUCAACAUGGUGGUCUUCGUCGGCUACGAAGCCGCACUGAGGCUCACCCGGGGCCUGUUCAAGUAGCUGUCCCACCGCUCGGGGGCCCAGCCUGUGGAGGCCCGCUCCCAAGGGGUCCCGCAGGGUAGAGGUGGCGUGGGAUGAAAGCACCAGAGACCGGGCUUAGGAGGACUGGCACAAGGCACCAGCACCAGCAACUUUAUUUUUUACACACACUGUUUUAUAGCUAAGUUGUGGCUGGUCAUGCUUCAUAGAUCACUGCUAGGGCUUGGCCUAUCAUGGGGAAGUAGCAGAUCGUUACA
This is a messenger RNA of Myotis lucifugus (little brown bat), 1192 nucleotides long. RefSeq names its product solute carrier family 25 member 47 (gene SLC25A47). Gene Ontology annotation, cellular component: mitochondrion. The coding region runs from base 9 to 956 and encodes 315 amino acids. Lineage: Eukaryota; Metazoa; Chordata; Mammalia; Chiroptera; Vespertilionidae. Gene Ontology annotation, biological process: transmembrane transport. Gene Ontology annotation, molecular function: transmembrane transporter activity. The record is from RefSeq and is a predicted model, not a curated record. The transcript is spliced from 6 exons.